AUGGGAAAUGCGUUGGAUUGCAUCUCUCCUGAUGAAAAGGCGAGCUCAAAGAAAGCUUCAAGUUCAUGGUAUCCUACCUCACGCCAUCUAACUUUACCCUCCUCCUCUUCCUCCUCUGCCUCCUUCACUCCUUUCUUCAAUGGGAGGCCGAGCUUGUUUUCCUCUUCAAGGAAGAAGAAGAACAAGAGGGGAUUAUCAGGGAGCCUUGAUGGCCUUGAUGGCUUUGAUGACCAUGAGUCUUCUUCUGUUAUCCAAGAACAAGCUAUUGCCGCUGCUUUGCUUUUCCGUCAUCAUCAGAGAAACGGUUCUCUUCCUAAUUUUAUCCGAUCAAACUCAGUCGUUUGUCCGUCGCCGGGUUCGAAGAAACAAGGUGGUUUUCCAAGGAGUUCAAGCACUAGGCAACGUUCACUAUCCGAUCCAAUGAUAAGGCCUCAACAACUUGUUAAUAGCCAGCAGGAAGUGAAGAUCGAUGGCCUUGAAACCAACCAUUUUGUGCUUGUCCAUGGAGGUGGUUUUGGUGCGUGGUGUUGGUAUAAAACAAUGACACUUUUGGAAGAAGCUGGAUUUAAAGUUGAUGCUGUUGACUUAACUGGUUCUGGAGUUAAUUCUUUUGAAACCAACAGCAUUACUUCUCUGGCACAAUAUGUAAAGCCACUCACUGAUAUCUUUGAUAAGCUAAAAGAUGGAGAGAAGGUCAUUUUGGUGGGACAUGAUUUUGGUGGUGCUUGUAUCUCCUUUGUGAUGGAGUUAUAUCCACCUAAAAUUUCAAAAGCUGUUUUUGUUGCUGCAGCAAUGUUGACUAGUGGCCAGAGUACCCUGGAUAUGUUCUCACAGCAGAUGGGUUCAAAUGAUCAAAUGCGACAGGCUCAGAUAUUUUUGUACGCUAAUGGUAAUAAUAACCCUCCAACUGCUGUUGAUCUUGACAAAACAUUGUUGAGAGACUUGUUCUUCAAUCAAAGUUCAGCUAAGGAUGUUGCCCUGGCGUCAGUAUUAAUGAGACCAAUCCCAUUCGUGCCGGUUUUAGAGAAGCUUUCUCUUUCUGAUAUGAACUAUGGAUCCAUCCGACGCUUCUAUAUAAAAACUCAGGAAGAUUGUGCCAUUACAAUCCCUUUACAGGAAGCCAUGAUAAAAUCCAAUCCACCAGAACAAGUUUUCCAGCUUAAGGGUUCUGAUCAUGCCCCUUUUUUCUCAAGGCCUCAAGGGUUGCACAAGUUACUUACAGAAAUAGCACAGAUUCCACCAAAGCAAACCUGUAGCAGUACACCUGAACUGAGGCAUCUUUUGGAAAAUGGCACAUCCUGAACUGCAUCUGCUGCAUUUUGUGAUGUUGGUAGCAAAAAUGUGCAUGUGAGAUUAAAAUUAACCAACCAUUAAAUUAUUCAUAAUCAUGGGCAUGCAUAUGCUGUUGUAUUCCUAUUUUGUAAUAUACAAAUUCUGUCAUCCAGGAUGUUUACUUGUACCUCUGUAUUG
Durio zibethinus is the source of this 1470-nucleotide messenger RNA. RefSeq names its product putative methylesterase 11, chloroplastic. Gene Ontology annotation, biological process: salicylic acid metabolic process; jasmonic acid metabolic process. The record is from RefSeq and is a predicted model, not a curated record. Gene Ontology annotation, molecular function: methyl salicylate esterase activity; methyl jasmonate esterase activity; methyl indole-3-acetate esterase activity. Lineage: Eukaryota; Viridiplantae; Streptophyta; Magnoliopsida; Malvales; Malvaceae.